This is a messenger RNA of Ostertagia ostertagi, 462 nucleotides long. The record is from the annotation of a GenBank genome assembly. NCBI's taxonomy places the organism in Eukaryota, Metazoa, Nematoda, Chromadorea, Rhabditida, Trichostrongylidae.
AUGCUUGCUCCCCAAGGACCACUACAAGCGGAAAAACUGCGACCACUCUGGGAAACAGUCACAUUCACAAUAGCGUUCGGAAAACAUGUGGCCAUCGAAUAUCGUAUACCAAAACUUGCAACACUCAAGAGCUCUGAUCAACAGCACUCCCAUUUGCAGAAAGUGGAGUAUUGGACGGCUGCGAAACCCAACCAAAUAAUAUUGACAACUGUGGAAAAGAGCGACCCACAAAUGGUGAAACGUGUACGACUCGAACAGAAUCCAUUAUAUGAAAGAAUGCCAGCUCAAUGCAAUGUCGCAGAAGUUGACAUGUACACAACGGAACAAGUAGACCACAAAACUCAGUCGACUGGUGGAGAGCAAUCGCGUACUGAGCGACACAGAUACCAUGAUCAUCAGUUGAUUCAAAGAUGGAAAAACACAAUCCACAUAGAGAAUCGACGUCAUCAAAUCGACGGAUAA